Auanema sp. JU1783 is the source of this 797-nucleotide messenger RNA. Lineage: Eukaryota; Metazoa; Nematoda; Chromadorea; Rhabditida; Rhabditidae. The record is from the annotation of a GenBank genome assembly.
UUAGUUAAAAAGAAGGAUGACACCUUCAGAUUCGUGACUGACUUUCGAGCUCUCAAUAGCGUCACAAUCAAACAGACUUACGUUAUUCCAACCAUUUCUGAUAUCGUUGAUCUAGCUUCUGGAGCUAGGUACUUUUCAAAUUUUGAUCUCGUUUCCGGAUUUUUCCAAAUUCCGUUGAGAGCCAGUGACCGACCACUCACUGCAUUUACCACUCCUACAGGCACAUACCAAUACUGUAGAAUGCCUAUGGGACUUUGUGGUGCACCGCAUACAUUCCAAACCGCGGUCAGACAUCUCCAAUCGUUAUGUCAAUGUAAACUCUUCGUCUACUUAGACGACUUACUAGUUAUUUCUGAAUCCGCUGAACAGCAUCUUGAAGAUGUUUGUGAACUCUUACAAAACAUAAUUAAACUCGGCAUGAAAAUUAAGUUAAAGAAAUGUACAUUCGCUGCUAGCGAAGUAAAAUUUUUAGGAUUAAUAGUAGGUCGAGAAGGUAUAAAACCAGAUCCUUCCAAAGUAGAAACCAUAAAACAAUUCCCCAUACCCCGUACUACCACAGCAGUACGUGGAUUUCUCGGUAUGGUCGGUUUCUUUCGCAAGUUUAUACGCGAUUUUGCACACAUCGCUAGUCCACUUUAUGAUCUUACGAAACAAGAUCAAGAUUUUAUUUGGGCAGAAAAAGAACAAAAAGCAUUCCAAACAUUGAAAAAUCACCUACUCCAAGCCCCUGUUUUGAAACCACCCAAAACAAACCAUACGUUCAUAGUUGAGAGCGAUGGGAGUAACAUUGCCAUCGG